ACUGUGGGAGACAGUCAAAGUUAAACACUGGGCGUGAAAACACGGUUACAAUUUUUCCUGCUAGCCUGACGGAGAGUAAAUACACAGGUUUUGAUGGCAGUGGCACAGGGGCUGUCCCUGCCCCUCCUGCUGCUCCUCGUCUCCUCAGGGCUCCUCGUCUCCUCUCACCUCCCUGCCUGUCCUGAGUCCUGCACCUGUCAGAGAGCUCCCCUGCUGAACUGCUCCUCCGCUGGCCUUUCCUUGAUGCCACAACAAAUCCAAGACUCUGUCAUUGAGCUUGACUUAUCUCAUAACCUCCUCGACUCUGUCACUUUCGACCGACCACAUCAUAACCUCAGGAAUGUAUGGCUGGGAAACAACAGCAUUGCACACUUGUCCCUGUGCAUAGAUAGUGGAAGCCGUUAUGUCAGAGGAAGCCAUCUUCAACGCUUGAGACCUCGGAGAGGACGGGGAUGUGUGUCCUGGGCCCCCACCUUGCAGCUGCUAUCUGUUGAGAGGAAUCAGCUUGAACAACUCCCACAGGGGUUGGGAGGUUGCACGUCCUUACAGGUUCUGCAGCUCUCCUUCAACAGGAUCUCAACUCUACAACCAGCAGACCUUAGCCACCUUCAACAGCUAAAAGAGCUACACCUGCGACAUAACCUCAUCACAAGUCUCCAUCCACAGAUGUUCCAGGAUUUAGCCCAGCUCCAGUUUGUGGAUCUGAGCUUCAACAUGUUGACCAGCCUCCAUCCUUUGAUUCACCUUUCUCUGCAUAACAUCGGGGCAGAUGUUAUGCUGGAAGGGAACAGGUGGCAUUGUGAUUGCAGUAUGCGCAGUCUGAGAAGGCGGAUGGCCUUUGACAGUAGCACAGGCAUGCAGACCUGGAGCAUGACGUGUGCCUCCCCCCCUAUCCUCUCAGGAAGAAACCUACUACAGUUGGAGGAAGAUGACCUUAACUGUGUUGGUUCUGAAAACAGGCCAGAGUCCCACCAAGAUGUGACGGUCUAUAGUGGCUCUGACAUAUUGCUGUCUUGUGCUACACAAGAUUCAUUAUGGUUGACGCCCAGUGGUCAGGCAUCUGUGAGCCAUCCUCAGGCUGGUCUGCUCACCAGUGACAUCACAGAGGGAAACACAGGACUAUUUGUGUGUGUGUCUGAAGAACAUGGUGUUGUGUCUGUUUUUAACCUUCAAAUUAGUAAAAUGGGUGGUGCAAGAAGAAAAACUAGAAGUUUAACCAGAACUAGCCAACAAAUAAUCGAACAUGGCACCGAAAAUAGGAUAGGCCAGGAAAGGAAUCUGAGAGCCACACAGUCUAACUUGGCUCUAGCUGUGUGUUUAUCUGUUUUCAUCACAUUUCUGAUAGCCUUUAUCCUAGGAGUCCUAUCGAGACCUUGUAUUGAUGUGCUUUGGAGAAGGGUCUUCAAGAAGAAAACAUCUUUAGCAACCAACUCUGUCUCAUCUGUAGAACAAAGGCAAUAUGACAAUGAGGCCUACUCCAAUGGUGAGGAACAAGAACAAAUGCAGACUCACAGGGAAAGGAGAGUCACAUUUAGCAGUUUAGAUCUAAGAGAAGAAGGCAAUGUACAAUAUUAUGAUACCGUAGCCGGUGAAAAUCAGGAAAGGAAAAAUGAUGAUGCAGUGAUUGAAUGUGAGGCAGCUGUGGCUGAGAAGGAGGCAGCUGAAGAUGCAGUAAGUGAAAACAGUUUCCAGCUGAGGAGUUCAGAGGAUAACCAGAGAGGUGAUAGAGACCUCACUGUUGAAGGCCACAUGCACAACAUGGAGUUUGAAGGCAUCCCAGACCCUGUUGAGCUGAAGAAAAGGAGAAGCUUGUCAUCUGGCUCAGAUUCUUCACUAUCUGACAAAGAAUUAAAUGAGGUUAAAAUUAUCCAGGGAAACCACUCAACACCAAAGUCUUCUCAGCUGUCCGAGGACUCUGUUCAGCAGAGGGAUGAUUUCUCGGCAGGGAAAAACGUAGGAGGGCCACAAAUUUCCAUAGAAAGUGAAACUCCUGGAAUUUCGUCAGAGCCCUUUGCAGAUUGGUCACCUCAUACAAAUUACACAAACCCCCCUGAACUAUCGCAAGAGAAUGAAGAGCUAUUUGAAUUCAGUGAUUCUGCUCGAAGCACAUCUGCAAGGUCCAGCAGUGUAUGCGUUUCUUUUAAUGAUUCUAAACGUAUAGCUGUACCCACUUCUGAUGAGCAAAAGAGAAAUGAUAUAUCCAGCUCCAGCUCAAAUGUAAGUGAAGAUGAGCCUACACAUUACACUGUAAACUCAGACGAGGAGGAGAAAAUAGAAAGGAUCCUUAAUAAACCUGAGGUCACCAAUGCUUGCCUUAAACAAAAUGCUGGUUUCGACGAAGCAGACCCUAACAGGCCUUCAAUCAAAUUAAAUCAGGGUAACAACAGAUUUGACGCAACAAAGCCUACAUUGAGAUCUCAGGGCUCCUUUUCCUCUCAUUCCAGUGACAGUGAUGGGAAGGACUACAAAGUCAAAAAAGGGUGUGUACCUAGUUUGACUGUUACCAGCCACGGCAAGAGUCUAGAUACUGGUGCACCUUUAACACCUGAAGCUUAUUCAUCUUCAAGCAGUGGGAGUGAAGCAGAAACCACAAACCAGCAGAAGCAAAGGGUGACACAUGUGACAAGGCCUAAAAUAAAAGAAUCUCAAACCAUAAGUCAUGAUUCAGACCUAAGAUGGCCUGCCCUAGCUCUUGAGCAUAAUGCACAGGUCAAAGCACAAUCACUGGCUUCUGAUUCAUCUUCUCGUAGUGACAGUGAGGAGGAUCCUAUAAUCCUUAAACAAGAGCAAAAAGAAACUUACUUGGCAAGUCUUCCAGUUAAGGUAUCUCAAAACGCAAGCCAUGACCCACAACAACAGUGGCCGGCCCUUGAUCUCAAGCAUGCUGCAAGCAUCAAGAGCCGUCUAGAUAUCAAAGCCCCCGCCCCUCGUUCUGAUACAUCUUCUAGUAGUGACACUGACGAUGAAACAACACAUCACACAAAGAGGCCAGGGAAGGUGGACAUUACAGGAUCUGGAUUUCAAAAAUCUCAAACUGUAAGUCAUGAUCCAGACAAAAGGUGGCCUGCCUUUGAGCUUCAGCAUAAAACACGUAUUCAGAAACAUCUUGAUGUCAAAGCACCAUCAACACUCCCUUAUUCAUCUUCUAGUAGUGACAGUGAGGAUGAAACAACCAUUAAUUUAAAGAAAGAAGAGCAAGGGCAUAUAAUCAUGGCAAGGCCUCCAAGUAAAGUGUCUCAAACUGCAAGCCAUGACCCGCAACCACAGGGGCCUGCCCUGGAUCUCAAGCAAACUACAAGCAUCAAGAGGCGUCCGGAUAUCAAAGCAACCUCCCCAUCUUCUGAUUCAUCUUCUAGUAGUGACAGUGAGGAUGAAACAACAGUCCACAGGGAGAGGCCAGGGAAGGUGAACAUUACAGGACCCAAAUUGCAAGCAUCUCAAACACAAAGUCAUGAUCCAGACAAAAUGUUCCCUGCAAUUGAUCUUAAACAUGCUAUGCGGGUUAAGAGGCGUCUAGAUAUCAAAGGACCGUCACAAACUCAAAGUUUUUCUUCCAGUAGUGACAGUGAGGAUAAAACAACAAUCCACCUAAAGAAACAACAACAAGAGCAUAUAAUCAUGGCAAGGCCUCCAAGUAAAGUGUCUCAAACUGCAAGCGAUGACCCGCAACCACAGUGGCCUGCCCUGGAUCUCAAGCAAACUACAAGCAUCAAGAGGCGUCCGGAUAUCAAAGCCCCCAACCCAGCUUCUGAUUCAUCUUCUAGUAGUGACAGUGACGAUGAAACAACAAUCCGCAUAAAGAAACAGGGGCAAGGGCAUAUAAACAUGGCAAGGCCUCCAAGUAAAGUGUCUCAAACUGCAAGCCAUGACCCGCAACCACAGUGGCCUGCCCUGGAUCUCCAGCAAACUACAAGCAUCAAGAGGCGUCUUGAUAUCAAAGCAACCUCCCCAUCUUCUGAUUCAUCUUCUAGUAGUGACAGUGACGAUGAAACAACAGUCCACAGGGAGAGGCCAGGGAAGGUGAACAUUACAGGACCCAAAUUUCAAGUAUCUCAAACACAAAGUCAUGAUCCAGACAAAAUGUUCCCUGCAAUUGAUCUUAAACAUGCUAUGCGUGUUAAGAGGCGUCUAGAUAUCAAAGGACCGUCACAAACUCAAAGUUUUUCUUCCAGUAGUGACAGUGAUGAUAAAACAACAAUCCACCUAAAGAAACAACAACAAGAGCAUAUAAUCAUGGCAAGGCCUCCAAGUAAAGUGUCUCAAACUGCAAGCCAUGACCCGCCACCACAGUGGCCUGCCCUCGAUCUCAAGCAAACUACAAGCAUCAAGAGGCAUCUUGAUAUCAAAGCCCCAAACCCGGCUUCUGAUUCAUCUUCCAGUAGUGACAGUGACGAUGAAACAACAAUCCAUAUAAAGAAACAGGGGCAAGGGCAUAUAAACAUGGCAAGGCCUCAAAGUAAAGUGUCUCAAACUUUAAGUUGUGACCCACAAACACAGUGGCCUGCCCUCGAUCUCAAGCAAACUACAAGCAUCAAGAGGCGUUUGGAUAUCAAAGCACCCAAUGUAGCUUCUGAUUCAUCUUCUAGUAGUGACAGUGAGGAUGAAACAACAGUCCACACAAAGAAGCCAGAGAAGGUGGACAUUACAGGACCCAAAUUUCAAGUAUCUCAGACACAAAGUCAUGAUCCAGACAAAAUGUUCCCUGCAAUUGAUCUUAAACAUGCUAUGGGUGUUAAGAGGCGUCUAGAUAUCAAAGCACCAUCACCACCUCAAAGUUUGUCUUCCAGUAGUGACAGUGAGGAUAAAACAACAAUCCACCUAAAGAAAGAAGAGCAAGGGCAUAUAAACAUGGCAAGGCCUCCAAGUAAAGUGUCUCAAACUGCAAGCUAUGACCCGCAACCACAGUGGCCUGCCCUCAAUCUCCAGCAAACUACAAGCAUCAAGAGGCGUUUGGAUAUCAAAGCAUCCUCCCCAGCUUCUGAUUCAUCUUCUAGUAGUGACAGUGAGGAUGAAACAACAAUCCAUAUAAAGAAACAAGAAAAAGAGCAUAUAAUCAUGGCAAGGCCUCCAAGUAAAGUAUCUCAAACUGCAAGCCAUGACCCGCAACCACAGUGGCCUACCCUCGAUCUCAAAAAAACUACAAGCAUCAAGAGGCGUCUUGAUAUCAAAGCCCCCAACCCGGCUUUUGAUUCAUCUUCCAGUAGUGACAGUGACGAUGAAACAACAGUCCACAGGGAGAGGCCAGAGAAGGUGAACAUUACAGGACCCAAAUUUCAAGUAUCUCAAACACAAAGUCAUGAUCCAGACAAAAUGUUCCCUGCAAUUGAUCUUAAACAUGCUAUGCGUGUUAAGAGGCGUCUUGAUAUCAAAGGACCGUCACAAACUCAAAGUUUUUCUUCCAGUAGUGACAGUGAGGAUAAAACAACAAUACACCUAAAGAAACAACAACAAGAGCAUAUAAUCUUGGCAAGGCCUCCAAGUAAAGUGUCUCAAACUGCAAGCCAUGACCCGCCACCACAGUGGCCUGCCCUCGAUCUCAAGCAAACUACAAGCAUCAAGAGGCGUCUUGAUAUCAAAGCCCCAAACCCGGCUUCUGAUUCAUCUUCCAGUAGUGACAGUGACGAUGCAACAACAAUCCAUAUAAAGAAACAGGGGCAAGGGCAUAUAAACAUGGCAAGGCCUCAAAGUAAAGUGUCUCAAACUUUAAGUUGUGACCCACAAACACAGUGGCCUGCCCUCGAUCUCAAGCAAACUACAAGCAUCAAGAGGCGUUUGGAUAUCAAAGUAUCCUCCCCAGCUUCUGAUUCAUCUUCUAGUAGUGACAGUGAGGAUAAAACAACAGUCCACAGGGAGAGGCCAGAGAAGGUGGACAUUACAGGACCCAAAUUUCAAUUAUCUCAGACACAAAGUCAUGAUCCAGACAAAAUGUUCCCUGCAAUUGAUCUUAAACAUGCUAUGCGUGUUAAGAGGCGUCUAGAUAUCAAAGCACCAUCACCACCUCAAAGUUUGUCUUCCAGUAGUGACAGUGAGGAUAAAACAACAAUCCACCUAAAGAAAGAAGAGCAAGGGCAUAUAAACAUGGCAAGGCCUCCAAGUAAAGUGUCUCAAACUGCAAGCUAUGACCCGCAACCACAGUGGCCUGCCCUCAAUCUCCAGCAAACUACAAGCAUCAAGAGGCGUUUGGAUAUCAAAGUAUCCUCCCCAGCUUCUGAUUCAUCUUCUAGUAGUGACAGUGAGGAUGAAACAACAGUCCACAGGGAGAGGCCAGAGAAGGUGGACAUUACAGGACCCAAAUUUCAAUUAUCUCAGACACAAAGUCAUGAUCCAGACAAAAUGUUCCCUGCAAUUGAUCUUAAACAUGCUAUGCGUGUUAAGAGGCGUCUAGAUAUCAAAGCACCAUCACCACCUCAAAGUUUGUCUUCCAGUAGUGACAGUGAGGAUAAAACAACAAUCCACCUAAAGAAACAACAACAAAAGCAUAUAAUCAUGGCAAGGCCUCCAAGUAAAGUGUCUCAAACUGCAAGCCAUGACCCGCAACCACAGUGGCCUGUACUCGAUCUCAAGCAAACUACAAGCAUCAAGAGGCGUCUUGAUAUCAAAGCCCCCAACCCGGCUUCUGAUUCAUCUUCCAGUAGUGACAGUGACGAUGCAACAACAAUCCAUAUAAAGAAACAGGGGCAAGGGCAUAUAAACAUUGCAAGGCCACAAAGUAAAGUGUCUCAAACUGUAAGUCGUGACCCACAAACACAGUGGCCUGCCCUCGAUCUCAAGCAAACUACAAGCAUCAAGAGGCGUUUGGAUAUCAAAGCCCCCAACCCGGCUUCUGAUUCAUCUUCUAAGAGUGACAGUGAUGAUGAAACAACAGUCCACACAAAGAAGCCAGAGAAGGUGGACAUUACAGGACCCAAAUUUCAAGUAUCUCAGACACAAAGUCAGGAUCCAGACAAAAUGUUCCCUGCAAUUGAUCUUAAACAUGCGUUGCGUGUUAAGAGGCGUCUAGAUAUCAAAGGGCCGUCGCCAACUCAAAGUUUAUCUUCCAGUAGUGACUGUGAGGAUAAAACAACAAUCCACCUAAAGAAACAAGAAAAAGAGCAUAUAAUCAUGGCAAGGCCUCCAAGUAAAGUGUCUCAAACUGCAAGCCAUGACCCGCAACCACAGUGGCCAGUCCUCGAUCUCAAGCAAACUACAAGCAUCAAGAGGCGUCUUGAUAUCAAAGCCCCCAAGCCGGCUUCUGAUUCAUCUUCCAGUAGUGACAGUGACAAUGAAACAACAAUCCAUAUAAAGAAACAGGGGCAAGAGCAUAUAAACAUGGCAAGGCCUCCAAGUAAAGUGUCUCAAACUGCAAGCCAUGACCCACAACCACAGUGGCCUGCCCUCGAUCUCAAGCAAACUACAAGCAUCAAGAGGCGUUUGGAUAUCAAAGCACCCAAUGUAGCUUCUGAUUCAUCUUCUAGUAGUGACAGUGAGGAUGAAACAACAGUCCACACAAAGAAGCCAGAGAAGGUGGACAUUACAGGACCCAAAUUUCAAUUAUCUCAGACACAAAGUCAUGAUCCAGACAAAAUGUUCCCUGCAAUUGAUCUUAAACAUGCUAUGCGUGUUAAGAGGCGUCUAGAUAUCAAAGCACCAUCACCACCUCAAAGUUUGUCUUCCAGUAGUGACAGUGACAAUAAAACAACAAUCCAUAUAAAGAAACAGGGGCAAGAGCAUAUAAACAUGGCAAGGCCUCCAAGUAAAGUGUCUCAAACUGCAAGCCAUGACCCACAACCACAGUGGCCUGCCCUCGAUCUCAAGCAAACUACAAGCAUCAAGAGGCGUUUGGAUAUCAAAGCCCCCAACCCGGCUUCUGAUUCAUCUUCUAAGAGUGACAGUGACGAUGAAACAACAGUCCACACAAAUAAGUCAGAGAAGGUGGACAUUAAAGGACCCACAUUUCAAGGUUAUAAAACACAAAGUCAUGAUCCAGACAAAACGUGGCCUGCCCUUGAUCUUGACCAUACUAUGCGCAUCAAGAGGCGUCUAGAUAUCAAAGCUCCAUCCCCCCCUCCUGAUUCAUUAUCAAGCCACAAAAUAGGAUUGGGAGUAUCAGCCAUAUCAAAGAUGACAGAGAAUAAAUUAAAUAUAUCGGCAAAGUCCCCAGUGAUAAACAUUUCUCGCAGUCCAAAGACUGACUACAAUAUCCAAUUGGAAAAGUAUACGGUUAUCACAGAUGACAAGAGGGACAAAACAAAAAGUGUCAACAUGAGCACAACUCCAGACAUAACCCCAGAACUUCAGUCAAGCUGGGCCGCAAUGAAUCUUGGCAGGUCCCGCUUCAGAAAGCGUCUAGAAAUCUCAUCAAAUACGCAUGAACCACCAAAUCUUUCCUCAUCACCUCCACCUGACUCCCCCUCCUCUUCCAGUGAAAGUGGGACUGGGAGUAAAAGCAGCAGAACAAGACAACAGAGAAGGGCAGCCGGAGUAUCCCAGGAUCAGACAUCUCUGUAUGUGGCCAAUGCUGUCAACCUCAAACCGGUCCAGCCACAGAGCCAAACUGAGGAGGUUCAGAGGACGGCCAGGGUGGAGCUCAGCACCCAAACAUCAAACGUAGAGGAGUCUGACUCUGUGCGGCCUCAUUUGAGUUUCCCCCGUGUCAAGCGUUCUCUGGAUAUCAGAGUACCAUUCCAAACGAAAUCAUCCUCCAGCAGCAAUAGUGAGGAUGAGAUGAUAGACCACAGUGUUCCUGACCUGAGUCUUGGUGUCCCACGCAUUAAGAGGCGCAUGAAUGUGAAAGCACCAUUACCAGAGUCAUCUUCCAGCAGCGAGAAUGAAAAUAAGACGAUAGGGUCCACUGCAAACCAAAGCAGACAUUUGUCAAACAUAUCAGCCAGGACAGAAGAUGACUCUCUAAUCACCUACAAACGUGUCAUUAUGAAAGCUUCGUCUCCACCAAGUAAUUCUGUCUCCUUCAGUGACAAAGAGCAAACUGCCACAAAUGGUGUAGAAAUGAAAAGGAUUGAGCAAAACAAACUCAUCACACCUGUGGACCUGCCACCAGUAUUGAGGUGGACUGGUGUUGGUCGUCAGCUGCCUGAUCUGACCAUCCCCAGUCCAAUGAGACAUCUAUACUAUGGCUCAUCAUCUCCACAGCAGGUUCCACCUGCAGGGUCAGAACUUCCCCCACCUGACUCCUCUGGUAGUGAAAGUGAUGAUGAGGUAAAACAAGGGAAAGGGAAAGCAGAUGUGACAUGGAUGAAUAAACACUCAUCUCUUAGUGCCAAAAGUGUUUCGCUCUCAUCCAGCAGAGCUCUGGACAAGAUUGACAACCCACCAAGCAGCAGAAAUGAGAUUAUGAAGGCUGCACCUGAAGACAAAAAUGAAAGGAAAGGCCUCAGUGCCCUAAAAGUCAUGUCAUCAGAGAGACGACAUUGGGACACAUUAGAUGUAAAUGUAGAUAGGAAAGCAUCUCUACAGCCACUAACUCAAUCACAAAUUACUUCUACUUCAGUUGAGAGCAGAGUUAUAGAUUUGUUGUAUGGUAUUCCCCACUACAGGAGGCAUGACAUUGGAGGUGUUAAACGAUCGCAGGGCGCUCCACCUCCUAUUCCUGCAACUCCACCACCUACAUGAGGCAGCAAGGCUAAGGUCAAGGUCUCCACAGAGCAGUAAGCAACAAGGGAAGGGAAGAUCUUAUUUUCAACAGAGCAGAAACACAGAUACAUUUGACAGCUCUUUACCUAACUCACAAAACCUGGAAGUCAAUGAUUUCUCAAAUGUGAACAUGCUGUAAGUGAAGUUUGAUUUUAACAGUUUAACUGCAACCUAAACUCUGACAAAAGUAAAAAUAAUUGGCAGUUCAAAUUCUUGACUGGCCAGUAAAUGACAAAUACUUUGUAUUAUACUCUAUAUAUAAUUUAACUAUUAGGCUUGAGACUAAAUGGAAAUUAUUUAUUGUAUGACAGCUAUAGAUGGCACCAUGCAUAUCUUUCAGAAUUGCCUUAUUUCUUUAAUUUGCUUUUUUAUUUUAUUAUAAAAGUUGUCUGUAAUUAAGAAUCCAUAUCAUCUUAAUGGUCAUGUAUUAUUGAUAAACAUUAUAAUCCAUUUACAAGGCAAUUUCACUGAACAAUCCUGAGCUUCCAUAUGUAUGUAUAAGUAAAUCUAAACAGUGAUGAAUAUAAUAAACACAAUAUUAACUUAAGAACCAAAAUAUAACCCAGUAAGUUAAUAAACCCUUUUAUUUAUGUAUAUAGACAUAGGUUAUAGUGAAAACAGACAUAUAGACACUUACAUAGUUUACAUACAUAUAUACAGUUGGGACAAGGGCGUUCAACCUCCUGCAUUGUCAUUGGAGUACUGAAACAUCGAUCUCUACACAGUAUUUGGUAAGCAAUCCAACCUCUACCUCAAUCUUCGAUCUGAUGCUGAUGGUUGAUGCAAUGUAAUGACAAAAAAGGAUUUUAAAGUGUCAGCUGAAGUACUUCAAUGACAAGAGCUGAUGUUUUUUUUUAUCUUAACACAGUUCCACGUGUUUUAAGUGUAUCAUGUGUAAAUAAAAAUAAAUCCUAUAUACUGUC
Messenger RNA from Eleginops maclovinus (Patagonian blennie), 10553 nucleotides. RefSeq names its product neuroblast differentiation-associated protein AHNAK (gene lrrc66). Gene Ontology annotation, cellular component: extracellular matrix. The transcript is spliced from 5 exons. NCBI's taxonomy places the organism in Eukaryota, Metazoa, Chordata, Actinopteri, Perciformes, Eleginopidae. Bases 94 to 9609 code for a protein of 3171 amino acids. Gene Ontology annotation, molecular function: protein binding. The record is from RefSeq and is a predicted model, not a curated record.